AUGGCGAAGAGGGAGGUGCGCUUCACAAACAUGCCCAUCACAGCCGACGUGGUGGUGGACGAGAGUAACGAGAUGCAGAACUACGUGCCCACGCGCUUCGAUGACGCGCCAGGCCGCACCAUAGCGAAGAGGGAGGUGCGCUUCACAAACAUGCCCAUCACAGCCGACGUGGUGGUGGACGAGAGUAACGAGAACAAGCGGAUCAAGGGAGUCGUUAAGGUGCUCGAGGGAGUGAACAGCGCCGUGAAGAAGACCAGCGUAGGGCCUGUAGCGGGGGAAGGCACGGGUAAGCAAAAACGAUAUGGUUUGAACAAGGACGACGUGCUUCUCUACGAGCGCGAAAACAUCAUCAUGACAGAUGCGUUCUUAGCAGCUCGUAGCCCGCGCGCAAAGCGAGUUAGUGUUCGCUCCGAUGACUACGACUACAACUUUGUGAUCCCCAAGAAUCUGGUCAUUAAAUUGGACGCUGUUGUUAAGGCAGAGGAAGCGAAGCGACGCACGCCCGCUUCGUUUGGUGGCAAUGCAGAAGACGAGACUACGAGCCGCUGUGCAGCUCGUCUCAUCGAGCUACCAUGGAAGAUGCUUACAACGAGACUGUGGCUAAGUUUAUACGUGACUGGCACACAGCCACAAUGUCGCUGGUUGAUCAUCCCGUUGAGGAGAGCAGGGUGUGGCUCGAAGGGCCAAAGCAGCCUGAUGGAUGAUGGUGCUGUCAUGCGUCUACGCGUCAUGUGGAUGAUUCUCAUGCAGCCUGACGAGAGUACAACGUCAAACAAGGUCGCUAAAGCUGUCCAGUCAACCGACAUCGAGCUUAUUGCAACGAUCACGACAUAA
This is a messenger RNA of Phytophthora sojae, 834 nucleotides long. RefSeq lists its product as hypothetical. The transcript is spliced from 5 exons. The record is from RefSeq and is a predicted model, not a curated record. Bases 1 to 834 code for a protein of 277 amino acids. NCBI's taxonomy places the organism in Eukaryota, Oomycota, Peronosporomycetes, Peronosporales, Peronosporaceae.